Messenger RNA from Iphiclides podalirius (scarce swallowtail), 921 nucleotides. The record is from the annotation of a GenBank genome assembly. NCBI's taxonomy places the organism in Eukaryota, Metazoa, Arthropoda, Insecta, Lepidoptera, Papilionidae.
AUGGCUAAGCUAGCAGCGCCGGCGAGAGAUGAAAUGAUACAGGACAUAACAAAAUUAACUGACACAGUUGAUAUAUUCCGUGCCAUCUUAGAGACUCUGGAAGUUUUGAAACUGGACUUGGCAAACACCCUGAUUGCAAUGAUACGGCCACACGUGCAGAAGGAGAGCGUGCAAUAUGAACGGGCGAAAUUCGACGAGCUACUCAAAGUGUCAGAGGAUGGUCUACAGUACACUAAGGAAUGGUUACAACGAAACAUUGACAAGACCGGUCUGAGUAUACCGGUUACCGACCCGAACAUAAUACGAAACGUUACUGCGCAGACAUUAGCAAAAGCUUAUUUGGAGCUGUUGGAGUGGGACAGCACCAAGAACUAUCCAGAGACAGUGGCGCUGGACUCCUCCCGUUUCUCUGAACUGGGCACCCAGGUGUACCGUCUGAUCUGCGUGGCCUCGAUCAUGCUGGUCAGCCCCUCCUGUGGCAACGACGCAUCCUCAACCGCCCAGAAGCAACAGCUCAAAGAGAAGGUCGUCAUUAUACUAGACAACGCGUCCAACGACAUAGAAUUGAAAUCAAUACUGCCGUCUGUAGCUGAGGAGGUAAUAGCGUUCACCGACCAACUGCUCGAAGGGAUGGACCAGGACGGGCUGAGCGCGGAUACAAAGGAACUCAUAAGGACCCAGAUCGUGUCCCUUGGGGACCCGGAGCACAGAGUCCGACAAAUUGUCCGCCAGAGGAUCCUGGAGUUCCUGAAGAUGAUACUGGUGUGCGCUGGUGGGUCCCGCCAGAUCCCAGUGGGGCUGUCGCUGGUCACCAAAGAGCUGACGGCCGCCUCAGGCACCUUGCUCCGCUACGUGAUGCACAACAAGGCGGUCUUCACCAACCACUACCUCGAUAUCGUCGCGGCCGAGCUGAGUAAACCU